Messenger RNA from Hyaloscypha bicolor E, 681 nucleotides. RefSeq lists its product as uncharacterized. NCBI's taxonomy places the organism in Eukaryota, Fungi, Ascomycota, Leotiomycetes, Helotiales, Hyaloscyphaceae. Gene Ontology annotation, biological process: copper ion transmembrane transport. The record is from RefSeq and is a predicted model, not a curated record. The coding region runs from base 124 to 531 and encodes 135 amino acids. Gene Ontology annotation, cellular component: membrane. Gene Ontology annotation, molecular function: copper ion transmembrane transporter activity. The transcript has a single exon.
GAAAGAGAGUUUAACUUUGUGAAGCAAAUCGUACCGCCACGGGACAAUGAAUUCUGUUUGUUAUGUGACUUGAAGCACAAUCAUAGAUCCCAUCCGUUUUUAAAUUGAAACUGACCCUGCCAGAUGCUUCUAAACUGGCAUACAAUAGAUGCUUGCUUUCUAUCAUCGACUUUCCACAUCCGAUCAUCAUUUACGUUCUUCCUGUCAUGCCUUGCCGCCUUCCUCCUAGUGAUUUCUCUCGAAUUCCUCCGCAGAUCGCAGAGAGAUUUCGACCGAUAUCUACGAGCUAGAAACGCAAUUCUCCAGGAUGAGGAAUAUGCCUUGCCGGAAGAGACAGAGGAGAAACUUUUCCCAAAUGGCGAAAGCGGAAGAGAAAAGUUGAUGCGCAAGUUGAAAGGGAGGACUCCGGUGGUGCUAGAACAACUGUUGAGGGGGCUCAUUCAUACGGUGCAAUUCGCUGUCAGUUAUUGUAUCAUGCUUUUGUUCAUGUACAGCAAUGGUAAGUUCUUUUUCCAGCUUGUCUCCCAGUGAAGUCCGUGUCAGAGGGCAACAUAUUAAUACUCACCAGGCUACAUUAUAAUUUCUAUUCUUCUGGGCUCGCUCGUGGGCUUUGCUUUGUUCACGAAGGACACACUCAACUACAGGCAAAAUCAGAUGUAAGCACUUCCUCUCUCCAAAGCU